Messenger RNA from Cylicocyclus nassatus, 1071 nucleotides. NCBI's taxonomy places the organism in Eukaryota, Metazoa, Nematoda, Chromadorea, Rhabditida, Strongylidae. The record is from the annotation of a GenBank genome assembly.
CAAACACCAGUAAUACGCACAUACAUAAUCAUGAAAUUCUACCUGGUAAUCCUAGGGGUGACACUACUCACGCUCGUUUAUUGCCAAGAUUUUGGAGUAUUAGAAGAAGCAGACGUUUUCGCAGACGCCUCAGCCGAUGAAACCUUAGCUGAAACUACAGCUGCGGCUGAAUCGACGGCAGCAGAAACGAUAGCUGAAACUGGCGAAACCACCGCUGAACAGACGACGCCGGGAGUGACAGAAGAAGUAACAUCAUCAAGUAUUGGUAUAUCGCUCUCACCAAAUGCCCAGAUACCAGAAACAACACUAGAAACUAACAUAUUGUGUCCCGGCAGCAUUGGAAUGACCGAUGAGUUAAGAUUGGCUUAUCUUGAUUUUCACAACGAUCGUAGGAGUUUGCUUGCAUUGGGACAAGCAGUCAAAAAUGACGAGACAAAAAUGCCAGGCGCUAAAAAUAUGCUGAAGUUGGUUUACGAUUGUAAACUGGAACGAUCGGCGCUGCAGUAUGCUGGUCAAUGCCCUAAGAUUGGAUCCGACCCGAGCUCAAGAGGUGAACAGGGAGAGAAUUUCUACCAGCUUACCGAAACCGGAGAAGACUUUUUGAAAGCCGUCAAUAAGUCCAGUCGUUCGUGGUACUCAGUUGUUACUGUGUAUCCUGGCCUUGGAAAACCCGCAAAGUAUCGUGCUAAUCACGUGGGAACUCCUCUUACAACAUUUACUCAGAUGGUGUGGGCUGUGACAAGAAGAAUGGGUUGCUCAGUUGUACAUUGCCCACCUUUCUUCACUUCUGUUUGUCGAUAUACUCCGGCAGGUAAUGUUGUUGGCGAAACCGUUUACGAUCCGGGAGAAACCUGCACAGCUUGUCCUUCUGAAACGACCUGCAAGCAGGAUAUGGGUCUUUGUAGCUGAAUGUGACAUGAGAAUGGCAAAUAAUUUCUGAUUUAAGAAUGCCAUCAAAACAUGAAUAUUUGAGCAAUACAUUCGAGAAUUUUGUUCUACUCUAGUCUAGUCGAACACAUAAAAACUACAGAUGUCGUAUUAUUUUAGUCGUAUAAAGGGUUUUCGAGUGUG